AUGUCUUCUUUAAAUUUAUUGGAUAAGAUGCUAAUGAAUGUUUGUGAUGCCUUUAGUAACUGCUGUGUUGUGUGGCUUUCGAGUCUCGAUUCUCUAGAUCUUUACGAAUGCGAGGAUCAGGGAAGGCAACAAGAAAAGAAAGAAGGAAUUCUUUUUAUAAAGCCAAUUAGAUUUGGAAGAGAAUCUUUCACGUCACUUUUAUCUGACAGAACAAUAAACCCAUAA
This is a messenger RNA of Clunio marinus, 225 nucleotides long. Lineage: Eukaryota; Metazoa; Arthropoda; Insecta; Diptera; Chironomidae. The record is from the annotation of a GenBank genome assembly.